UGGAUUGAGAAAGAAAUCAGUGGCGGGGUUUGCCUUGGUUCUGAACAUGUAAUGAGAAAGCUCAGAGAUAGCAAUGGCCACUAUUUCUCCUCUGAUUCUCAGGACCUCACCUCUCUGUCUCUGGACUCCACACUCCAACAAACUCCUCUCUUCCCUUCCCUUCUUCACCAUCCCCAAGUCCAAGCCUCUCUCCAUCCUCUGUUCCACAAAGAUGGAAGGAAGUGAGAUUACAGAAGAAGUGGCAGAGAAUUCAGGAGCCAAUGAGAUUGUAAAGAAGAAAAUCUUUGUUGCUGGAGCAACCGGAAGUACUGGGAAGAGAAUUGUCGAGCAGCUGCUGGCAAAGGGUUUUCAGGUUAAAGCCGGGGUUCGUGACUUGGAAAAGGCCAAAAAUAUGCUUUCCCAUGACAACCCGGCCCUUCAAAUUGUGAAAGCGGAUGUAACGGAGGGUUCAGAGAAGCUAUCAGAAGCUAUUGGUGAUGAUUCAGAAGCUGUGAUAUGUGCAACUGGCUUUCGGCCGGGGUGGGAUUUGUUUGCUCCAUGGAAGGUUGAUAAUUUUGGCACUGUAAACCUUGUUGAAGCGUGCCGUAAACUAGGUGUCAACAGAUUCAUACUUAUCAGUUCCAUUUUAGUCAAUGGAGCUGCAAUGGGACAGAUACUGAAUCCAGCUUACAUCUUUCUCAAUGUUUUUGGACUUACCUUAAUUGCAAAGCUUCAGGCUGAACAAUAUAUCAGGAAAUCGGGUAUAAACUACACUAUAAUAAGGCCUGGUGGGCUGAGAAAUGAACCCCCGGCAGGAAAUAUUUUAAUGGAGCCAGAGGACACUCUUUAUGAAGGUACCAUAUCCAGAGAUCAGGUUGCAGAAGUUGCUGUUGAGGCAUUAGUCCAUCCUGAAGCAUCUUAUAAGGUUGUAGAGAUAGUUUCCCGAGCUGAUGCUCCUAAGCGUUCAUAUGAAGAUCUUUUUAGGUCCAUUAAGCAGCGGUGACUUCAAAGUUGAAUCUCAGAACACGACAUAGGCAGAGUACUUUUUCUGACUUCUUUCUUUCUUCCGGCAGAUAUAUGUUUGCUAUUAUACUCUCGAGCUUAUUGAACUUUGAUGAAAGAAUAUGCCUAGCAAACUAGAAAAAUGUUUAAUAUACACUCAAUCCUGUUCAAUAGGCAGUUGCCUUAAAGCACUAGAAUGAAUCUUAAUUGGGUCCUAGAAAGUGAGAGUUGGUUA
Molecule: messenger RNA, 1216 nt
Organism: Juglans regia (Persian walnut)
Lineage: Eukaryota; Viridiplantae; Streptophyta; Magnoliopsida; Fagales; Juglandaceae
Exons: 5
Coding region: 74-982 (302 amino acids)
Source: RefSeq, a predicted model, not a curated record